GUAGUGUACACAUUAAAGUGUAUAUGAGUGGGUGAAUAUGAGAUGCGGUCAAAUACGUCCACCUACGCACACGCACAAACUGAAGCAAAAGCAGGAGAAGAAGAAGAAAUCAAGACAUGAAAAAGAACAUUCUUUAAGUUAUAUUAAGGUGUUCACAGGCACCUUUUGCUUUCAGUGACAAUCAGCUUUUGCAAAGCUUAGUUGUUUGUUUUACUUUUUCUUUCUCAUAUUAAUUAGUUUGAGUAAUUAAUAAUCAAUAAGCAUGGAGCAUAUUAAGAAGAAAAUGUUGGCUAUGAAGUUGGACAAAGAGAAUGCUGUGGACGAAGCUGAUCAACUGGAGGCAAAACUACGUGAAAAAGAGUUGGAAAUGCAAACAAAAGAUGAAGAGGCCGCUGAAGUAGUCAAAAAGAUUCAACAAAUUGAUACUGACAAAGAGACUGCACAAACUCAACUGGUUGAAACAAACACAAAAUUAGAAGAAACAGAGAAAAGAGCAAGUGAAGCAGAAACAGAAGUCUCAGCAUUACAAAAACGUAUCCGGCAACUUGAGGAUGAAUUGGAAUCGACAGAAACACGGCUCCAAGAAGCAACCUUAAAGCUCGAAGAGGCUAGCAAAGCUGCUGAUGAAAGUGACCGCGCUCGUCGAGUACUUGAAGCGCGUCAGACAGCAGAAGACGAGCGAAUUUUACACUUGGAGUCUAUGGUACGCGAGACAGCAAAAUCUGUCAGUGAUGCAGAGGCGAAAUAUGAGGAGGCUACACGAAAACUUGCUGUCGCUGAAGUCGCCUUGUCUCACGCCGAAGAUCGAAUUGAAGCUGCAGAAAGUCGAUUAAAAGAGCUUCAAUCAAUUAUACAUGGAACUAUGGGUCAGUUAAAAUCAUUGGAACAUCAAGAAUCACAGAUAUGUAAACAACGCAGUCAACAUCAAUCUCAACUGGCUCACUUAGCAGAACAACUGAAUGAGGCUGAACGACGUGUUAAAGAAGCUAAUCGUCAAGAGGAGAGUAAACAAAUGGAAUUAUGUAAAUUGGAAGAAGCAUUGGAGGCUGAACGAUUGAAUCAUACAAAUCUUCGUCGGGAAAUGGAAACACUAUUCACAGAAGUAGAAAAUAUUUAGCUUUUAAUUCAACGAUGAUAAUGACGAUGACGACAACUAUCACAACCAUCGUCAAUGACGACGACAACAAAAAAAAAGAGAAGAAAACUAAUCAAUCAAUCAAUCAAAUCAUCAAAUAUUGAUGAUUUCGUUUCAUUUUCUUUCUUUCUUUCUUCCUUCCUUCAACAGAAAAAUAUUAAUCUAUUUUGUAUGCUUGCUUGCGCUUGCCUGAGUGUAUUUAUCGCAUGACUACUACUACUACUACUACAAUCCCCCGCCUUGGCCCCACCACCCUAUCAAACCCUCACUCCUUAAUAGAAAGUCGGGUGAGAGUGGGCGCUGGGUUGGUGGCGGUGGUGUUUGUAUGUAUGUGUUAUGAAAGCAAUAGUGCAUGUUGUGUGUGUGUGUGUGUACACGUGUACCCCCCUACUCUUUGACAUGAAGGGGGAUGUUUUACUUUCGUUUGUUUGAGUAAGAAAUUCGCUUUCUUUUUCCUGUCCAUCCGAACGUGGAAUGUCUUUAGGGCCAACCUAAUCACCAUUUCUUUUCGCUUUUGUCUUGUUUCACACGCUACUGCUGCUAAUUUUAAAAAUAUUAUUAUUAUUAUUAUUAUAAUUUGUUUGGAAUGGAUUAGAGUUUGUGUAUAUUUCUCUUUUUCCCACAUUCACAUAGCGCCUAUUAUUUUUUGCUCUUCCUUCAUUCUUGUAUGCUACAAUGCAUAAUUAAUUAGUCAUUCUAGUUCCCUUUUUAGUACAGCGAUGCAUAUUUUUCAUCAUUUCGCCUUUUUUCUAAAAAAAAUUUACUCUUUCCUCUGUUUUCUUUUGGUGCUAAUUUUCAAUUUCAUCUUGAGUUCUCAUUUCUUAGAGUUCAUUUUGUGUGUGUUUUCCUUUCAAACUUCUUUAUCCGUCUCUCUACGUCACAAAGCCCACCCCACCCCCAAUGCAAAUCUGCUUCGCAUGUAUUUUUCUGUAUAUCUCUUUGUGUAUCUGCGUGCUUGUGUGCGUGUGUAUGUGUUCUGGUAAUGCAUACAUACAUCAUCAACAACAACAAGAAAAAUAAUCAAGAGUAGUAUAUAUAUAGACAUGAGUAUGUGUGAACAAUACUCAAAUAACAAUCUUUACACUUUUUUGUUGUGAACUCCUAUUUCGUCUUUGAAAGAAAAAAGAGACGAAAUAAAAAGCUCUGUCUGAAGGGGGGAAUAAAAGAGUAUUUUGUGUGGUGAACUGAACCCGAUGGAUUUCAGUAGUAUAUAUAUAUGUUAGAGUUUGAUUAUCUUCAUCUACUCUAGUUAUUCAUCAUUCAGUAUUAUGCUAUAACUUUAGCUACGGCGCAAACAUUAGUGGUGAUUCAGAUUCACAUGAUCUUGGAUUUGAUUACCGGUCGGUCGAUGCACUCCUCAGCCUCGGUGACUUGCUUUCCUAGCUUAGCACUGAACCUGCGAAAGUCGGGAGUGACGGGCUAGUGAUGACACCCUGUAAAAAGGGAAACAUAAUUCCAACACUACUGAAACUUUCUUCCAGAAUGAGUGGAAUUCCUGAGCUAUCCACUAGGUCGGGUCCCAGUGACCGUGAAUGGUCUACAUGAGCUUGCUUUCUAACCGAUGAUUUGGUUACUGAGAAAGAGAAGUACAAGGCACUCAGUGAAGAAUUGGAUUCUACAUUUGCAGAACUUACCGGAAAUUAGUUGGUCCGCUGGGAUGGUGAACUGUCUAAACUCCCAUUUUAUUUCCUUGAUUAAUACGUAUUAAUAAUUCAAAUAUGAAUGCUUCAUGAUAACUGAUUCCUCUUUAUUAUUAUUAUUAUUACUGUCACUACUAAUAUGACUUCUCUCUUCUAUUCCCUAUGACUAUAACUACUCUAAUUAUUACUUGUUAUUAUUAUGUGAGUGCGCCAUGAUUGAUACAAUUGGAUCAGAAAUUAGUCCUAUUAUCGGUUUGACUAACCGUCUUUAUUGUGGCUGUUGCCAUUGUCUUCGCCUGAUAUAUAUCUUUCGUGCUACUGGAAAUGGUCGGCUUCGUCAACUCAACAUAGAGAUGUGUGUCUGCUAGCUUGUUUGUGCGUGUGUGUUUGUGCGUGUAGGAUGAAAAUCUUUAGUGAUGAAUAAUUUUAUUUCCCAUGUAUGAAAGAGAUGUUUUGUUGGUUGAUUGAUUCUUUUCUCCUCUUAUCGCCCACCCCUCGCUCUCUUCAACCUAGAUUCCUUAUUGAUUAGAACCUUGUUCUCCUUUGGAUGUUUGAGUGCACAUACAUGCACACACACAAACAUACAUUUAUGCAAAUAUAAUAUAUC
Trichobilharzia szidati is the source of this 3382-nucleotide messenger RNA. NCBI's taxonomy places the organism in Eukaryota, Metazoa, Platyhelminthes, Trematoda, Strigeidida, Schistosomatidae. The record is from the annotation of a GenBank genome assembly.